Misgurnus anguillicaudatus (oriental weatherfish) is the source of this 1714-nucleotide messenger RNA. NCBI's taxonomy places the organism in Eukaryota, Metazoa, Chordata, Actinopteri, Cypriniformes, Cobitidae. The record is from RefSeq and is a predicted model, not a curated record.
AUGCAAGGAUCUGUAUUUUGUGGAGAGAUCCUGACCUACACAUCAUAUGAGGGAGGAAGUGUGAACAUCAGAUGCCCAUAUAAUGCUAAAUACAAAGACAACACAAAAUAUCUCUACAGAGGAAAAUAUUACACAAGACUACUGUCUGGAAAUAAAGAUAUACCCAUUGAGUCUGGAGUGCCACCAAAAGAUCAGAGAUUCUCUUUAAAUGAUAACAAAAGAGACAAUUUUUUUACUAUUACUAUCACAGAUCUACAAGAAGCUGAUGAAGGACAAUACUGGUGUGCUGUGAAAAGAUUGGCUAUGGAUGACUACAGCGAGGUCUUGUUAUUGUGUGAUGUGUGUACUGUAUGUGAUUUCAAUGUUAUCAGCUGUUUUUAUGCUCAAUUCUCUUAUUUGUCCUCUGAUUUAGUGUCGCAUGUGUCUGGUGUAAAAGGAGAGCAGCUGUCAAUCAAAUGCCUUUACGAUUAUGGUGUCAUCAAUAAUGACAAAUUCUUUUGCAAAGGAGAAGAUUCGACUUUCUGUGAAACAUCUGGUGUCAAAGUUUCAAGAGGGAAAAAUACAAACGGUAGAUUCUUUCUGAAUGAUGACACAUCUGCAAGAGUUUUUACUGUGAUCAUCACUGAUCUGACAGAAGAGGAUUCUGGGAUCUACUGGUGUGGAAAUGUACCGAAAGGAUCUCAACCAGCACAUGAGAAGUGGAUUUCAGUAAUCAAUCUGACGACAUCUGAAGCUUCAAUCACAUCAGAGAGGACAUCACAUACACCAACAACAGAUUCAAUUUACAGCACCAAACCAGCAUCUACUGAUUCUUCAUCCAGACCGACCAUAUCAUCAUCAUCACCUUCAUCUUCACUGAGCUCAUUGUCAUCAAAACCACAGUCAAGUUUAAUGUGGAUCGUGAUUCUGUUGUUUAUUGCGAUGUUGAUGUUGUGUGGAUUCCUCAUGUUUAUUUACUUCAGGCGGAGUAAAACAAACAAAGGAUUGCAGCUCAGUGGUGUCACUAGUGGCUCAGAUGAGAAUCUGAACAAUGUACAGUUAAGACAAACCAGAGUCUCUGUCUGUGAUCAUAAGGAAAUUCAGCUCACAAAUGAUCAUUCUGACUUUAGUUUGGCCUCUCCUGUAUCUGGUGAAGAUGAUGCUUCUGUUACUGUAGCACAAUAUAUCUUCUGUGAUGAUCUCAACUAUUCCACCAUCAGAUUUACAGACCAUUCAGACAAAACUUUUCCUGAUGGACAAAUAUCAAGUGAUUAUGCAACUGUUCUUCUCUACAAGAUUGUGGGCAUCCAUAAGGAAGCCCACAGAUCAACAAUAUUCCGUUUUAAAUCUCAAAAGUAAUGUUACUCCUCAAGUCUCCCUCUGUAUUCUGAUUUACAUGCUACUGUACAAUCUGGCUUUUUGUUUUCUGAUUAUAUUUGGAUAUUUUGAACAAGAGCAUGGUAUACAUUUCAAGUUAGCAUUAAUUUAACAUCUGUUGAGUUAAAGAAGCAAAUACAAUUGUCAUACUUUCUGAAUAUGUAUUUAAUUCUUUAUGUAACACUAUUCAGUUAUGACUAGAGCACCAGUUAUUCUACCAUAAAGACUCAGAAGGCAAGUGAACGUUUGAAUGACAUUUAUUACAUGUUAAAUUAAAAGACAGAAAUUCGAAUCAGUCUCAAAAUAAAAGAGAUGCUUGAGUCUCAUAAGAUUUUGGCAUAUGCCCCGCCUUUCGUCC